GGUGGUAUAAUACAUUAGUAAUACGAACUGUCAAAUAGUACUUUUGGUAGAAAUCUGCGUGAUUGUGAAAAAUACAAUUAGAUUUUUCCAAUUUGGCGUUAAUUUUUAUCCAGAAUAGUGUUAUUGAAGAAUCGCAUACGAUUGAUGGUAGUCUCCCGAGUGUUUUAAGGCCGAUUACCAGCCAUUUCCACAGUUUUAAGAAGUGACGAUGCAAAAUGGGCGCUAAUGUCUUUGUUACUUUGAAGGUAUAUUAAUCACCCGAGCGGAUCAUCAUGAACUCUGAGGAAUCGGACUCCGUCAAUACCAUCCCCAUGGAUGGACACCCGGAAGAUACCUCAGGCACAGGCACAGAAGAGGCGCCCUCAUCGAUGGUGUCGAGCGAGGCGGAGUCGGAAGGCAGCAUGCUGUCGGAGCCGCCCCGGCACGACUCCGACACGUUGGUGAGCCAGAGUGAGGGCGGUUCCGAGUCGCACACCAUGCAGGACAAGCCAAGCGUUCCCGCCAGCGACUACCGCGUCGGGAACUCCAUGGCUUCAUUCGUAUCAACUAGGGGGUCGAUGUUGCCGUGGGGCUCCCACAAGGGCCCGGUGGUAGCGUCGACGGACUCUGACCUGCGGCCUGGCGAGUUCGUCAUGCGGCUGCUGUUCACGGAGUUCACCGUGCAGGCCGAGCGGAAGAUGGAGGCGGUCAUGGCGGAACCACUGGAGAAGCCCCUGAACAAGACGUUGCAGCGCGGCGAGGAUCCUCAACUGGACCAGAUCCUGUCUGCGUUCGGCACGGUCGCCGAGCACUGCCUGCCGUCGCUGCUGCGGGCGCUGUUCGGCUGGCUCGAGCGGCAGAUGGCCGACUCGCCGCAGCUUAGCGAGCAGGCCAAGAAACCACACCAGGACCUCAGGAACAAGAGUAUAAUCUACAUAGUAUCUGGUAGCGGCGCGGGCCCGGAGGCGGUGGAGCGCAGCUGCGAGGAGCUGCAGGCGGAGCGGCGCGACUUGGCCGUCGAGUUCCUCUUCUGUCUUGCGCUCAUCGAGGUGCUCAAACAGCUGCCCUUCCACCCAGGGCACGAGGACCUCGUCCAGUACAUAGAAAACGUCGCCUUCAAGAGAUUCAACUAUAAGGAAGGCUUGCAAUCGAACCCGAACGCAGCGAACGUGCACAUUAUAGCGGAUCUGUACGCUGAGGUGAUCGGCGUGCUCGCGCAGUCGCGGUUCGCGUCCGUCCGGAAACGAUUCACCGCCGAACUUAAGGAGUUGAAAAGCCGCGAGCCUUCGCCGCACACCACGCAGAGCAUCAUCUCUCUGCUGAUGGGCAUGAAGUUCUUCCGCGUGAAGAUGGUGCCCAUCGAGGAGUUCGAGGCCUCAUUCCAGUUCCUGCAGGAGUGCGCACAAUACUUCCUGGAAGUCAAGGAUAAGGAUAUAAGGCACGCACUGGCUGGACUGUUUGUGGAGAUACUAGUACCGGUAGCUGCGACGGUAAAGAAUGAGGUGAACGUGCCGUGCCUGAAGAAUUUCGUGGAGAUGCUGUACAGCCACACGCUGGACGCGAGCACUAAGUCCAAGCAUCGGCUCGCGCUCUUCCCGCUCGUCACCUGCCUGCUGUGCGUCUCGCAGAAGCAGUUCUUCCUCGCCAAUUGGCACUGUUUCCUUGCGAUGUGCCUCUCGCAUCUCAAGAAUAGAGACCCCAAGAUGUGCAGGGUCGCGCUAGAAUCUCUGUACCGUCUCCUGUGGGUGUACAUGAUCAGGAUCAAAUGCGAGAGCAAUUCAGCCACGCAGUCGCGACUCCAGAGCAUCGUCAACUCACUCUUUCCGAAGGGCUCCAAAGGAGUCGUGCCCAGAGAUACGCCACUCAAUAUUUUCGUCAAAAUCAUACAGUUUAUUGCACAAGAAAGGCUAGAUUUUGCCAUGCGGGAGAUCGUGUACGACUUAUUGAUGGUCGGAAGGCCGAUCAAGAUAAUUCUCACGCCAGAGAGGAUGUCUAUCGGCCUCCGAGCGUUUCUCGUGGUAGCGGACAGCCUGCAGCAAAAAGAAGGCGAGCCGCCGAUGCCGAGAACCUCUGGGACGUUACCAUCAGGCAACACUCUGAGGGUUAAGAAGACCUUCUUGAACAAGAUGCUGACGGACGAGACGGCUCGUUCUAUCGGAAUGAGCGCAUACUUCCCCUAUGUGAGGCGGGUGUUGGUGGAGAUACUGAGGGCCCUGGACGCGCACUACGGCCGUCCGCUGAUGCUCACCAACACACAGAACGUUACUAAGGAGCAGGAGAUCAACACCGGUGAGAGGAAGCCCAGGAUCGAUCUUUUUAGGACGUGUGUUGCCGCUAUACCCAGGCUGAUCCCGGAAGGUAUGAGCCCCAGCGAGCUGGUGGACCUGCUCUGCCGGCUGACAGUGCACAUGGACGAGGAGUUGCGAGGCCUCUCAUUCCAGAGUCUGCAGACACUCAUCGUAGACUUCCCCGAGUGGAGGCAGGACGUGCUCGCCGGAUUCACACAGUUUUUAGCCAAAGAAGUUCAGGACACGUCGCCCCAGCUGGUUGAGAACGGUCUCCGCAUGCUACUGCAGCUGGUGACCAGCUGGAAGAACGGCGAGCCGACAGCGACCACCGCACCGCCCAAAAUGGAGCCGCUCGCGUCAGUGGUGCGCGGAGCUGAAGCGCUGGGGCUCGUGAUGCUGUGCCAGUGCAAGGCGUAUCCACGGAGGCUGGCUGUACACGUCAUGAGAGAAACCAAAUACCUGUUAGAGAAGCUGCAGCUGACGCGCGACGAGCCGGCGCUAAUCGACGCGGCGGACGCUCACGUGCCGUACUUCGCGGAGAAGUGCCUGCCGCUGCUGCCGCCCGCCGAGAAGCAGGCCAUCCUCGCCGCCGGCCAGCCCGACCUCGUGUGGAUUGCCGAGAGGACGCACGCUGUAUGGACUGCUGGUGUCCAGCACGAUGACACGUCGUCUAAAAACAGCUGGAGCGGCAGCGCAUCAAACGGCGCCGACCCUUGGGAGGUUGUACUGUUCGGUCUGCUUGAGAGGAGUCGCGUGCCCGCCCGCUGCCCCUCCACCAUACAGCAGGCGUGGCCCAUCCUCCACGCGCGGAUACACGCUCUCUUCACCAUUAUCGAGCCUGCACCUGCUAAUGACAAUCGCGCGUCGCUACUGUCGCGUGGAGACCGCGGUAUACCACGGAAGCCGGAGAAGGAACGAGAUGGCUACAUGCAGGUAUGGAAGUACUACAUGACGAUGGCGUAUCUGGUGGUGCCGGCGGUGCCGAGCCCCGUGAUCCGCUGCGCCAGUCCCGACCUCAGUCUCAGCACUGAGGCGGAGGCGUGGCCGGCGUCGGCCGUGCUGAGCGCCUCCAGCGAGAAUCUCAACGCGCCGGGCGGGUUCUUCACGCUGCCACUGAGCUACGCGCGUGCGCAUAGGCAACACAAACGAACGAGUUCGUCGCCGGACUCGCUGAGCGAGCGCAGCGGCGGCGAGGCGCGCGGGGCGGCCGCGUCGCCGGGCUCGCUGCACAAGCUGGCAGUGCCGCUGGCGCGCUGUGAGGUGCCGGAGGUCAGAGAUGCUGCUGUCGCUGCAUGCGGCAACAUCAACCCCGACGCUCUCAAAGAUCUGAUGGAGGAGCUGGUACCCCUUCUGCGCGAGGCAGUCGACCGCAAGCAGGAGAAUAUGCGCCGGCGGCGGCGGCGCGAUGCGCUGCGACUUAAUCUUAACAAGAUGCUGCUGCUCAUUGCGCAGAAAAAGACAUUUGCUAACAGCACGUUCGCGUUGGAAGGCGGCAGUCUGCACUCGAACCUGACUGAGUACCUGGACGGCGUGCGCCAGUGCCUGGAGGUGGAGGCGGAGAAGGACGCGCCUGCCGCUCGCGAGCAACGCCUUACCUUCGCAGACUUCGUCACCGAGCUCGUCAAGAGCUUCCCGCGUAAGUUGGAGAUGUACAGCUCGCUACUGAAGAAGGAGUUGUGUCGGUCUCUGUUCUCGCUGUUCAGCGGGUGGUGCGGCCCACUGGCGCGGCAUCUCGGCGCGCUGGUGCCGCAGCCGGCGCCGCAGGAGGUCGACGACAGGCUCAAUCUGUCGGCUCUUAGGGCUAUGAGUGCGCUGGUGUGCUGCGGGCCGUGCUUCGCGCCGAGCGCCCUCGCUGAGGAUGGAACCCUGUAUCCGUGGCUUAGCGAGAUGCUCUCCUCCACCAAUGACAAGGUGUACGAGCUUGCGCGCGAGACCAUUGUGCUGCUACUGGACUGCAACCCGGAUAUAGGCCCGCUGCUGGACUGGACGGUGGACAAGUGUUUCACGGGGGCGCCGCGCGUCGCUGACGGGUGCUUCAUGGCGCUCGCCACCAUAUUCAGUGCCAGGGAGUACCCGUGCGACCAUUACACGGCGAUCAUCAACGUGACGCUGAUGUGUACGGGCUGCCCGCGCGCACCGGUGCACGAGAGCGCGCUGCAGUUGCUGCAACUGCUCGACAAACGAUUCUUCGGCACUGUGCCGCCGCUCGCCGCCGACGACGACAACGGGUCGGAGAAAGGCCGUGGCACGUUGGACGCGCUGCUAUGCACCACCUACUGUCGCUCACAGCUGUACCUCUCCCGACAGCUGUCGCAGCUGCACCCGGAGCUCACCAUGCCCAUGUUCUCAGAGAUCACGGCACGCUUCCAGACGGCCCGCACGGAGGUCCGGCAGCUCCUGCUGCAGUACCUGUUGCCGUGGCUGGUCAACAUCGAGCUGGUGGACCCCAACGUGCCCCCCGCCAAUCCGCUCUCCUACAUACAGUAUUACUCGUCAGAGGCGGGGCGCAGCGGGCGGCGCGAGGGGCUCGGCUCGGCGGAGGCCACCGAGAUGGUUCUCAACAACCUCUUCUACAUCACAGCGAAGUUCUCAGACAACCACCCGAAGGAGAUCGAGGAACUGUGGUCAACGCUGUGCGCAUGCUGGCCUAACAACCUGAAGGUGAUCAUCCGAUACCUCAUCAUCGUCUCCGGGAUGGCGCCCAACGAACUCCUGCCUUACGCGAAGCGAGUGGUGCUGUACCUGGCGCGGUCGCGGCCCGAGCGGCUGCUGGACGAGAUGAUGACGGAGCUGCAGACCGUGGAGACGCUCAACUGCCUCAUCGAGCGCACAGAGACGCCGCCCUUCUACCGGCUCACCUCCAUGCGCAAGGCCACCUCGGGCCACAGCGACGGGCCUGGCACUGGGUCGCAGGACGCGACUGGCCGCACUGGUGAGCUGGCGCCCGUGGAGAAAGGCACCAUUCACACCAAACGGCACAGCGGCGAAGACCCCGCCAAGGCCAGCGCCAAGGCUGCGGAGGCGAGCUGCCGCAUGCAGGACAAGCGCGCAUCGGCGCCGCCGUGCUCCACGCCGCCCGCUGACGACGACCAGGCGCCGCCCGCGGACGGCGACGCUACUCCGACGGGCCUGUGCCCGGAGUCGUCGGCGACGCCGCUGCCGGGCAGCGCGCCGGCCACCCCGCAGGAGCCGCGGCUCGAUGUGCCCCAGCCGCGCCCGCUGCCCAUGCCCGAGUACGGAGGGUUCUUCGCACUCCUCACUGAGUACCUGCCCGACAGCAGCCAGCCCAUCUCAGGGUUCCACAGAUGCAACGUGGCGGUGAUGCUGCUGUGCGACGUGGUGCUGGAGGGCGUCGAGAUCGACUGGUCCAUCCACGUGCCGCUAAUGCUGCACAUCGUGUUCCUUGGCAUGGACCACACCAGGUGGAUAGUCCACCAGCAUUGCCGGCAGCUGCUGCUGAACCUUCUGGUGGCAGUGGCGGCGCACCACGACCACCUGACGGUGGCGCGCACCCUGCUGGCGAGCCGCUCCGCGCAGCUCGGCCUUGGGAUACCACCACCCUCGCUGCCUCUCGUGCACCAUAACUUCACCGAGCCGGACGCGGCGUUCGACAAGUACCCGCAAUGCGCACAUUCGCCGCGCUCGCACGCACGCUCUCUCAGCUCCGACCCGCAGGUGACGCCCGAUGGCGAGUGCGACAACUACCCGUCGCUGCCGGUGAUAGUGACGGGCGAGGCGGAGGGCGAGCCGGCGCCGGAGCCCGCGCCCGAGCCGGAGCCCGCGGAGCUGCCCGUCGCUGACGUCAUCAAGUCGCUCGUGCACUUCCUCGCCAAUCGGCCCACGCACAUGCCGCUGUGGCAGUACGAGGACAUCACCGCCAAAGUGUGGACGCUGCGCAGCUGCCAGCAGAUGCAGACGCUGCUGACGCACGUGCUGCGCGUGUUCCGCGAGUCGCUGCCGCACGCGCUGGUGUCGGAGCGCUGGGCGCAGACGGCGCUGCAGCUCGGCCUCUCCUGCCCCUCCAGGCACUACGCCGGGCGGUCGCUCCAGGUGUUUCGUCUGAUCGGUGUGGCGAUGACGGGGCGCAUGGUGUCGGACAUCCUGUCGCGGCUGGUGGAGACGGUGGCGGAGCAGGGCGAGGACAUGCAGGGCUACGUGACCGAGCUGCUGCUCACGCUCGAGGCCGCCGUCGACUCGCUCGAGUCCAACUUCCGCCCGCUCGACUACAUGCGCGACAUCUUCAAGUCCACGCCCAACCUCAACAACAAGGAGCCCCACCAACCGAACGGCGCCGCCUAUGCGCCAGGCAAGCGCUCUCCGGGCGUGUGCGUCGGCUGUGUGAGCAACCACACUCGCAGCACUAGCUACUCCGUGUCGUACUGCGUGCGCAAGAACAACGUGCAACCGUCCAGCGCGGAGAAAACACACGAUCGGAACCGAACAUGCGGCGAGGCGACCAAGGGCGUCUGCUCCAAUCUCUGCCGGUCGCGGUCGGCGCAGUCGCUCAAACUGCUCGGCGACACAGCGACACAGGACGACAAGCUGACGAUCCUGGCGACGCUGUUCUGGGUGGGCGCGUCGCUGCUGGAGAGCGACUACGAGCACGAGUUCCUGCUGGGCGUGCGGCUGCUGGCGCGCGUGAUGGCGCGCCUGCCGCUCGACCGGCCGGACGCGCGCGAGCGCCUCGACCGCACGCAGGCGCACACCGCGCCCUCGCUGCACGCGCUGCUGCUCAAGGGCUGCACACAUCCGAACACGUACGAGCCGGUGGUGGGCGUGCUGGCGGACAUGAUCCCACUGCUGGAGUUGCCCGUCAUCGACCCCACGCAGUCACUCGCGUUCCCCAUGACGGUGGUGGCGCUGCUGCCGUACAUGCUCCUGCACUACGAGGACGCGAACGAGCUGUGCGUGCGGGCUGCGUGUCACAUCGCUCAGUUCACGGCUGAAAAGAGCAAAAAACUGGAAAACCUGGGCACCGUGAUGACCCUGUACUCCCGAAGGACGUUCAGCAAGGAGAGUUUCCAGUGGACCAAGUGCGUCGUCAAGUACCUGUGGGACACCUACUCACACCUGUCCCUGCAGAUGCUGGCUUUCCUUGUUGAGGUUCUUGAGAAGGGCGCGGGUAACCUGCAGCUGCCAGUGCUUUCGAUCCUCCACUGCAUGCUAUACUACGUGGAGUUGAACGCGCCAACCGCCCAGCCAGUCAACGCUGACCUGCUGCGAGCUGUAGCCAAGUUUAUAGAUCAAGACGGCAACAACUACAAGGAGGCGAUGAAGAUCCUCAAGCUGGUGGUGACGCGGUGCUCCACGCUGGUCGUGCCGCCCUACUGGGACUCUACGGCAUCCUCGAUCCUCGACGCGGAACUCCAUGGAAAGAAGGAGUUGCCGGGUCGCACCAUGGACUUCACGUUCGACUUGUCGCAAACGCCGGUGAUCGGCCGCAAGUACUUACCUAAAGCUGGGAGUCAACCCGCGACUGGACCCAGCUCGCUGUCGAACGCUUCCAGCGCUACCCCCGACAAGGGGUCGUCGACCUCCCAGUCGGGCUCGGCGUCGACGGUGGUGGGGGCGGAGAGCGGUACCAACAAUGCGAGCCAGCCGCAGAGCGCCGCCUCGCCGCGCCGCUCGCUCUCGCUGUCGCCCGCCGACGCGCUCGCCUCGGGCUGGAAGCGGCCCUGGAUGUCGCAGAGCCGCGUGCGCGAGUGCCUCGUCAACCUGCUGACCACCUGCGGGCAGCGCGUCGGCCUCCCCAAGAGCCCCUCGGUGAUCUUCAGCCAAAGUUCGGAGCUGCUGGAGAGGGAGUCCUCGAUGGCUUCAUCUCUGGAGGAGGUGUCCGGCACACCGGGCAACGAGCCCUCGGGCGGAGCGCCCCCUACCGACCAUUUCGGAGUGUUCAAGGACUUCGACUUUUUGGAAUAUGAGAGCGAAAGCAUCGAGGGUGAGAGCUCAGACAACUUCAACUGGGGAGUGCGGCGGCGGCCGCUGAGCGAGGAGCGGUCGGAGCGCGGCGUGCAGCGCAGCCCGCCGCCGCUGCAGCCGCGCCAGCCCGACGCCUCCGAGCCGCCCGACGCCGCGCCAGGACACGGCAAGCAGGGAGGGCAUGAGGACUCGUCCGACGAGGAGGCCGGGUGGGAGGAAGGCGCAGGAGGCAGCCGCGGAGAGGGCGACGCCGGUGCACACCACGACCUUGCGUUGCGCCCGCGCACACAUUCCUUCUCCAGCGCCUCUAGCGGAGAUCCCGAAGGCGACAGAGGCGACGUGACGCCGGUGCCGGGCGCGGGGCCCGUGUUGCGCGACGCGUGGCGCGCGUCGGUCGCGGCACUGUUGCGUCAUGCUGCACAUAUGCAACCGUUGGCGUUGGUGCAUCGACUGCACACAGUACUCAAGGAGGUGACGUCGAAGACAGUGUCCCUCUGCUCGGAAUCAGCUCUGACGAGUGGCGGCGCGGCGGAGCUGUCCGCGGUGCUGGAGCGCCUCGGAGCGGAGGAGCCUCCGCUGCUGUGGGUGGGCCCCGGCGCCGCGGACUGCGCGCGCGUCAAGGACGCCGUGCGGUACGCCGCUCUCGAGAUCAACGAACACCUCGAGACGUACUUCGAUAGGCGCGAACACGCUUUGGAGACGUUAGAGAUGUCCCGAGGCUCAAGUGAGGAGACGGGUCGCUGCCUGUACAAGCUGGUGUUCCAGCUGCUGCUCCUGCUGGAAACCAACAACAAGAUGGUGGUGGCGGUAUACCACGCCGCGCUCGACAAUAGGGGCGUGGAGAUGAGCGGCGCGGUGUGCGCGGUGCGCGCGGCGCUGGCGGCGAGCGCGGGCGACGCGUGGGCCGAGCCCGCGCAGCCGCAGCCCGCGCAGCCGCACGACGACGCGCGGCUGCUGCAUCUGCUGCACAGGCAGAAAUGGGGCGCGGCGCUGUCGUUGGUGCGCGAGCGCAACGCGGAGCGGAUCCUGGAGCGGGGCGAGCUACCCGAGGACGACGUCACCAGCCUCAUGCACGUUUACUGCAAGGGACUGGGCCAGGCGCACCCAGAAAUGGUGGCGAUCACGCGUCCAGUGAACGAGCUGUCGCAGAACUUGUCGUUCAUGAUGGAAAGCCUGUACCGCGUGUCGGUGGCGCUGCAGCGGCAGGAGUUCGGCUGACGACUGCGGCCGCCGCGCACCGCCCGCGCCCGCGCCGCGGCCGGGCUGCGAGCGACGCACCCGCGGAACUGACUCCCUGCGCUCACCGCCGCCUCGUCACCCACCCGUCAUCUAGCCACCAGUCUACAAUCUACAUUCAUACAACACAACAUUGCGUAUUAUGGACAGUCGAAGCGCAGUCGCGGCGCAGUCGCGGCGCACGCGAUUAAGAGACACGCAUUUUGGACAUAGAAUUAAAUGUAACUGUAUAACGAAUUUAAGUCUAAACGUUUUGAAGAAUGCAAUAGUGCUAAGUUUCUGCAAACAAGUUACAUCACUCGCCUCCGCCUCGACUCUGCAUCGACAUCGCAAUAUAAAACUUAUGUGGCGGGAAAGAUCAUGGGUACAAUAUUUAGACGUGUAGAUAAAGUUCCAAAAAACAUGAGAAUCAAAGUAUAGUUCAAUUGAGUUUUAUAAAACCCACUUCGACUUUUAAAAACAGUUAAGAACUUCUGUUAUAAAAAUGACGAUCUAAAAUCAAUCUCACGUUGUAAAAAACAAUUGAGUAGAAUAUAUAUUGCUUGUGUGUUUUCGCCUCAGGUUGCUAAAGUGUAAGUUGGUAGAGAGUGGGUGUGCAGCGGCGAGCGCUGGAGUCUCAGUUAACAUACUCACGGUGUGGUCCGUGGCCUGUGACCACGCUCGAUAGAUCUCUCGCCUCCUGUCCCGGAACACACUUGUGUUUUCGGAAUCCUGCUAUCGAUGUCUACAGUUUUAAAUUGUUUAUUUAUUUUAUUAGUAAUUUUUCUGUUUUCCAAAUGGAAUGCAUUAUGACACGGUUUAUUUUUAUUGCGUGUAUCUAUACUCAUAAAUAUAUGUAACCAAUCGUGCAUGUAAUACGUACUCGCUUUUGAAUAAUGGUGAGCUAAGGGAUAUAAUAAUCUACAUUAAAAAGUUAAAAGCUUAAAGUUACCCUUAUUUCGUUUUAAUAAAGUUUUUUUUCAAUGGUCCCUCGGCUAACCAUGACGAUUCGCUAUAAUAGUAACUUUAGUAUAGGAUGCUACGGGAAGUAGUAUGAUAAAAAAGGCAACACACCAAAAAUCCUAAACAUUGUAAAAAAAAACAUAUCUGUACAGAACAAAUAUUUAAUUAUUCGAUGUAGUGUCGGGGUCCCGGGGACCUCUCGGCACGGCGCGGCUUCUAACGCGUUACAAAUAUACGCUAAAAUAUCUUACAACUCAUUUAUACUGGCAAUGUCAAGUUAUCGGGUCAACAUUUAGAAAAUAUCUAGUUAACUUGUUGUUAAAUAUUUAAUACCUUGUUGUAAGAACAAGAUAAAUGUCUUGCUAUCAAACUCGGCGACGACUGGCCUCGGCUGGAAGUGUCGCGUUGGAUUUAAUAGAUGUUUAAUGAAUGUGUAUAAGACGCGAGAGAAUCGGCCUUAAUUACUGCCGUGUUAAAGUUGAGUAUUGAACCAUAAUGGGUAUUAUGCCAAAUUUAUCGACAGGGUGGGGCCUACAGAGAUAUGAUCGAUAUGUGUGUGAAGAGAUGCGGCCCAGCGUCUCUCCUGCUCCUCGGAUACGUAUAAUGGGGGUUUAGCUAUUUCAUUUUGUACCCUUCAUAAUACAACAGGUUUUGUUGAAAAAUAUAAACAUAAUUCGUUGGAAAAUUAGUUUAUUGCUAUGUUUCUACUUCCCUGUCCCCAGCUCUCUCGUGUAGUUCGGAGGGUCCGCGGAGGGCGAUGCAGGGUUCACUAAGAGCUUAUAGCACGUACUCACAAACUUGCAAAUAAAUUGACGUUUCGGCAGCGCUCCGAAGUCGGAACAGCCGAACACAAACUCCCUAUUUGCCUUCUAAUAUACUAUUUGAUAUGGAACAAUAAUAGCGUACGUUGUACAUUAGAACAUACAUGUUUCCGUCUAGUUUGAGCGUCUCUUGUCGCGCGAGUGUUAAUGAGUGUUCACUUUGACUGCUUUCCUAUUAUUUUUUAUUAUUGCAAGUACUUCGCUAAUAUUCCCGGCAGUAACCGAAGAUUACCGAGACGUAAAUUUGCGAUAACAACUAAUGAAUGAAAUAAAUAAUUGUACGGUAUAGAGUGCUGACAUUGUAAUCUGAUCUCAUGGUACUUGAGUCGUCUGUUUUGCGUCACCGAUCUCACAGCUCGAUAUCACAUAAUCCCUAUAGCUGUCGCUAUCAACCGAAAUUCCGUCGCGUAAUUUACUUAGUAACCUGCCAACAAAAAAAGCGCUCGCAUACUGUAUACUGUACCAACUAUUCAUUUAUGUUCCAUUAAUAAAACGUAAUAAAACCUUGCGUUUCUUUGCCGGAUACUCGAGCAAGCUAUAAAAUUACGCAGCAAAUUAUGUGCGACGUAAAUUACGUGAUACGGCCCAGCAGCCGGCAAGGAAACGGUUUGCUUUCCUUAACUUAUUCAUUUUGGACGUAUUGUAUUGAAAAAAAUGAAACCUAUAGAUGCAAUAAUAACCACAAAGGUAAUCGAACGUUGAAGUGUGUGUACUUACGUCUAUUGUAACAUAUAUGAUAUAAUGUUACGUCGACAGCACCGUUUAAGCCGGUUCUUGGAAUUUUGCCUCCCCGGGCGGGUCACCCUCCCUCCAGGCCGUGGUAGCGCCACCCGGAUCAAUACAAUUAAUACUCCACAGCCUCCCACGGUCAUCUCCAUUGGGUGUGGCGAAGCCGGCCGUACACUGAAACAUCUACUCGUCCUUCUCAUGAGGGCUUUCCUGUUUUGUUCCAAACAAGCGCAAAUGAGAUAGACAUCCUAACUAAUUGUCCGUCGGUUCAAACGCAUCGAUAGCCUCCAUAGGGGGCUUUCUCCCUCUGGGUUACAGAGAUUGCCUCCCUAGCUAGGUGGCGUGCGUCCCCUACUAAGGUGACACAUACAUAUGAGAUAACACCAUCACUAUAUAAUUAUUAAAUAAAACUGUCUAUACGUUUGUAAUUUUUUGUCAAUAUAAUUAAGGUCAAGGGCCCUGUUCCGUCUACCGGCCGAAACUGUCGACUUGCAAUUACGGACGUUCUAAUGUAAAGCCAAAAAAAUGAUGCAUUUCUUCUAAAUAAAUGCAUGCCAAGUCCCAGCCUACUGAAUAUUAGAUAUUUAUACUUCAAUGUAAAGCUUCGUGAAAUUUGGAUGUCCCACUAUUUAUUUUCAAAUAUAUAUUAUUGGGUUCAAAAUGUUAAGUUUACUUAACAAACUGAAUUAUUUCCCGAUAAAACUCAUUCACAAGGUAAUUGUCCGCUACCUCCACGAUCUUUCAUAAUAUUUACUUUGCAAUGCAAAACAUCUUGGGACAUGUCACCUGACAUUAUUUAUUAAAGUUAACCUUAACUUAAAUAAAAAUUAAUACUUCAGAUCUGUUUGUUCACAUUGAUUUACAAGGAAUAGUACACAGAAAUAUAAAUUAAAAAAAAAUAUCAUCGUUUCUAAUUAUCGCUUCUAACUUAAAAUCUAAAUUGUUUAGGAGAAACAACACGGAACAAUGCUAAGUCUAGAUACGAAUUUGAAAUGUUUAUAAAUAAAUGUAGGUAAUAUAUUUCGGGUAUCAUAACCUUGCCCUUUUGAACUACCAAACGAAAACGGUGAGCGUAAAUAUCGAUGUUUCUCUACUCAUGUCUAUUUUAUACAAUAUAACAUAGUUAAUUUACCAACUAAUAUAAUAUAUUCUGAUGUAUGGUGUAGUAGUAAAACGUUUAGUCGUCAAUAUCUUUGGGCCUCGCUGUGAUUCGUGCACAUUUCAUAUACCGUAUUACCGUCAUCGACGUCUCCCGGAGGCCCGUAGACAUUAAGUACGAAUGCUAUUUAGCACGUCUCAAAUAUAAAGCCUGUUUUUGAUGUGUACGCAACUAGCUCUUGUGAUAUCACAGAAUAUUUCGCACUCUGUGGAUAUAUUUAUUUUUAUUUUACGAUCCGGUGAAUGUUGGAUGUCGGUGCUGUUGUGUAACCAGGGACCUGUCAGGAACACUCGGGAUCGUCAAGGUCAGCGAGAUGCUGAGUUCCCUCCUCCUGGUAUUUUGUAUGUUCAUGAGCCUUUUCGUAUGAGGUGCUUUGUCUCGCUGAUGAUUAAAAGAUAAGUCUAAGAAAUUCGUGGUGAAGCUGGGCGACGGUUUUGGGCGUCUUAACACUUUUUUUUAAAUAAAUACUUAGGUAAUGAUGGAAGAGUUUGACGUACGACGGCGCCCCGCUACGAAUUUGAAUAGAGUAAUGUUUUUAAUGAACGUCCAUAGCCUGACCUUCCAGCAUCCACCGCGUCCUCGUGAUAGUUAAACUAAUGUUUGUAACCAAUUGUACAUGUGUUUAAUUUAAAUAAAUAAAUCAAAUAUAA
Messenger RNA from Manduca sexta (tobacco hornworm), 13723 nucleotides. It is a transcript of the gene fry, whose product is annotated as protein furry. The transcript is spliced from 59 exons. Gene Ontology annotation, biological process: cell morphogenesis; neuron projection development. Gene Ontology annotation, cellular component: cell cortex; site of polarized growth. NCBI's taxonomy places the organism in Eukaryota, Metazoa, Arthropoda, Insecta, Lepidoptera, Sphingidae. The record is from RefSeq and is a predicted model, not a curated record. The coding region runs from base 273 to 9404 and encodes 3043 amino acids.